AUGUUCAAAGCUCUGUCUAAAAUGCUUCGGUCCAUAGACAAGGCCAACCACAACGGGAAGCUCUAUGUGGGUAAGGAUUCGUACGGAAACAUGUUUUACGAACUCACACCUAUGACACAAGGUGGUAGACGUAAACGUAUAUACGAACCCCCGAACGAUGGGACAGACCCACAGCUGAGUAUCACACAGGAGGUCAGUGCACAAUGGCGUAGCUGGCUGAACGGAACAAGGUAGGAAAUCGUUUAUGAUAGAGUUCGACUCGACGUAUUCAUGAUAAAGUUCGGC
Molecule: messenger RNA, 285 nt
Organism: Sphaeroforma arctica JP610
Lineage: Eukaryota; Ichthyosporea; Ichthyophonida
Exons: 1
Coding region: 1-234 (77 amino acids)
Biological process (GO): mitochondrial respiratory chain complex I assembly
Cellular component (GO): membrane
Source: RefSeq, a predicted model, not a curated record